AUGGGGGUAUUACAGGAUGAUAAGCAUGGUCCAUUAUACAGAUCAGAAGUGGUAAAUGGGACAGGUAUCGGGAACCUGCUUCAUCGGGAACCUGCCUCACAAGGAGUAUUUUCCUGGCAGGUUGUUGGACACUGGCUGUGCAGCAAUUUCACACUGGGAAUUCUGGUCUGAAGUGCCAGGUCUCUUCUUCAAGUGACAAUUUCACUUAGCAAAGUAGAGCUUAGUGUGGGAGAAUCUAAAUUCUUCACAUGUACAGCAAUUGGUGAACCUGAGAGUAUAGAUUGGUAUAAUCCUCAAGGAGAGAAGAUAAUUUCAACACAGAGGGUAUCAGUGCAAAAGGAAGGUAUUAGAUCACGAUUAACCAUCUACAACGCAAAUAUAGAAGAUGCAGGGAUAUAUCGUUGUCAAGCAACAGAUGCCAAAGGACAGACACAAGAAGCCACAGUUGUUUUGGAAAUUUACCAAAAACUCACUUUCAGAGAAGUGGUGUCUCCUCAAGAGUUCAAACAAGGAGAGAAUGCAGAAGUCAUUUGCCGAGUCAGCAGUUCGCCUGCACCUGUUGUCAGCUGGUUGUAUCAUAACGAGGAAGUCACCGCUAUUUCCGACAAUCGGUUUGCUAUCUUAGCCAACAAUAAUCUGCAGAUUCUCAACAUCAAUAAAAGUGAUGAAGGUAUAUACAGGUGUGAAGGAAGAGUGGAGGCUAGGGGAGAAAUUGACUUCCGUGAUAUCAUCGUUAUUGUUAACGUGCCGCCAGCAAUCACGAUGCCUCAGAAGUCCUUUAAUGCCACAGCAGAGAGAGGAGAGGAGAUGACAUUUUCCUGCAGAGCCUCUGGCUCUCCUGAGCCCACCAUUUCCUGGUACAGGAAUGGCAAGUUUAUUGAAGAAAAUGAAAAGUACAUACUGAAAGGAAGCAAUAAAGAACUCACUGUCAGGAACAUAAUCAAUAGUGAUGGGGGCCCGUAUGUCUGCAGGGCCACAAACAAGGCAGGAGAAGAUGAAAAACAGGUACUUCUCCAAGUCUUUGUACAGCCUCACAUAAUACAGCUUAAAAAUGAGACUACAUAUGAGAAUGGUCAAGUCACACUAAUAUGUGAAGCAGAAGGGGAGCCUAUUCCAGAAAUCACUUGGAAAAGAGCAGUGGAUGGCAUCACUUUUUCUGAAGGCGAUAAGAGCCCAGACGGACGUAUCGAAGUCAGAGGGCAGCACAGAAGCUCAUCACUGCAUAUUAAAGAUGUGAAGUUGUCAGAUUCAGGGAGAUAUGACUGUGAAGCUGCAAGUAGAAUCGGAGGGCACCAAAAAAGCAUGUACCUUGAUAUUGAAUAUGCUCCCAAGUUCAUAUCAAACCAAACAAUUUAUUACUCUUGGGAAGGAAAUCCAAUCAAUAUAAGCUGUGAUGUGAAAUCUAAUCCACCAGCAUCAGUCCAUUGGAGAAGAGAGAAAUUAGUCUUGCCAGCUAAAAACACCACUAAUUUAAAGACAUAUAGUGCAGGGAGAAAAAUAAUAUUAGAGAUUGCACCUACAUCUGACAAUGACUUUGGACGAUAUAAUUGCACAGCCACUAACCGUAUAGGAACAAGAUUUCAAGAAUAUAUUCUUGCUUUGGCUGAUGUGCCAUCCAAUCCCUAUGGAGUGAAGAUUAUAGAGCUGUCACAGACCACAGCCAAGGUUUCUUUCAGCAAGCCGGACUCCCAUGGAGGUGUGCCUAUUAAUCACUAUCAAGUGGAUGUUAAAGAAGUGGCAUCAGAAACCUGGAAAAUAGUGCGCUCCCAUGGAGUUCAAACAAUUGUUGUUUUGAGCAACCUGGAACCAAAUACAACUUAUGAAAUCAGAGUUGCAGCUGUCAAUGGAAAAGGACAAGGAGACUACAGUAAAAUAGAAAUUUUCCAAACAUUACCAGUUCGUGAACCAAGCCCUCCAUCGAUACAUGGACAGCCAAGCAGCGGGAAGAGCUUUAAACUCAGUAUCACCAAACAGGAUGAUGGAGGGGCCCCUAUUUUGGAAUACAUUGUGAAAUAUAGAAGUAAAGAUAAAGAAGACCAGUGGCUAGAGAAGACAGUGCAGGGAAAUAAAGACCAUAUUAUUUUAGAGCAUCUACAGUGGACAAUGGGGUAUGAAGUUCAAAUUACAGCUGCCAAUAGAUUGGGAUAUUCAGAACCAACAGUCUAUGAGUUCAGCAUGCCACCAAAACCCAACAUUAUCAAAGACACACUUUUUAAUGGUCUUGGUCUUGGAGCGGUCAUUGGUCUGGGAGUCGCGGCACUCUUGUUAAUUCUUGUGGUAACAGACGUCAGCUGCUUCUUUAUUCGACAAUGUGGGUUAUUGAUGUGCAUCACCAGGAGAAUGUGCGGGAAGAAAAGUGGCUCCAGUGGUAAAAGUAAAGAACUUGAAGAAGGAAAAGCUGCAUACCUGAAAGAUGGAUCAAAAGAACCAAUAGUGGAGAUGAGAACAGAGGAUGAAAGAAUUACUAAUCAUGAAGAUGGGAGCCCAGUAAAUGAGCCAAAUGAAACCACACCACUAACAGAACCUGAAAAAUUGCCUUUAAAAGAAGAAAAUGGGAAAGAAGUCCUAAAUCCAGAAACUAUAGAAAUUAAGGUUUCUAAUGACAUCAUUCAAUCAAAAGAAGACGACAGCAAAGCAUAA
Messenger RNA from Kogia breviceps (pygmy sperm whale), 2640 nucleotides. NCBI's taxonomy places the organism in Eukaryota, Metazoa, Chordata, Mammalia, Artiodactyla, Physeteridae. The record is from RefSeq and is a predicted model, not a curated record.